AUGGCGUCAUCGUGGCCGUCCGUUCCACCCACCCCGCCCACCAGUCGCCUGACCUGCAUGUCGGGCUCGUUGCCGCAGUGCCUGCGGGACCGCAGUGCGGGAGGAUUCGACGAGCUACGCGCCCUGAACAUCCGGAACAAUCCCCCGAGCAUCGUGUUCGACAACGUGUCGGACGAGCGGUCGACGCUGGUGAAGGUGGGGAGCGCGAGCCGGCACGGGUGUCUGCUGGAGGUGGUGCAGCUGCUCUCCGACCUCAACCUCGUCAUUCCCAAGGCCUUCAUCUCCUCCGACGCCGCCUGGUUCGUCGACGUGUUCCACGUGCGCGACUCAGCGGGGGAGAAGCUGCGCGACAGGCGCCUGAUGGCGUACAUACAGCAGGCGUUGGGGGCGCCGUCGUUUGAAGAGGUCGCGCCGCCCCUGUCGUCCUCCUCGUCUUCCCGCGCCGCUCACCCUCCCGCCGCGCACUUGCCCGCACCUCCCCACCACGCUCACUCGGCGUAUGCUGCCCCCACGCGCUCUAUUUCCGCCAACCAAACCUUAAGCACCGCCGCUUUCCUCGAAUCCGGGAACCUGUCGUCCUCCCCCGUUUCUGCUGCCUCCGCUUCCGCCGCCGCUGCCGCAGCCGCAGCAGGCGCUGCGAACCCGGCUGCGCCCGGAGGAGCGGCGCCGCCCGCUUCUUGCUGCCUGGCGCCGGCGGCGCACACGACGAUUGAGAUCACAGGCGGGGACAGGCCGGGCAUACUAGCAAACGUGGCGGCGGUGCUGGCGGCGGCGCAGUGCAACGUGGUGGGCGCGGAGGUGUGGACGCACAACGGUCGAGUGGCGUGCGUGGUGUGCGUCACGGAUAACACUGCAGGGGGGGGCAGGAUUAAAGACCCGCUCCGCUUGAAGCGGAUCAGGGCAGAGCUCGCUGCGAUCGUGAGGCCUGUUGCAGCCGCCGCUGCUUCGCCAUCCGCUGCGUGGCAUGCGCCGGGUAUUGCUUCGGGCGACCCUGCAGUACCUACGGCGUGUCUCCUUCCGCCAGAUGCUCCCGCCUUGUAUCCCCCUGUCCCCGCCUCUGCCUCGCCCACCUCGUCGCUGAGCCCAGGCCUCUCGCCCCCGCCGCGUCCCCCUCGUGCACCCACUUCCUUCCCGCCACACGCGCACGCACACGCACAGGCUCACGCACAGACCAUUCCCGCCGUCCCUCCCAAUCUUAUUGCGCCUGCCGCCGCCGACGCUUCGGUCGCAGGAGCGGGGGUUGCCGCGCAGGGCAGCAAUGGCGCCGCUAGCGAGGAGAUAGGGCGGGGCAUGGGGGAGGGGGCAGUGGCGGCGAGGGCAGAGGCGCAGGCGGUGCAGCGGGCAGCGGAAAAGCAGCACGCUCUCCAGGCAGCCAUGCUACGAGGGCAGGCCGGGGCGCAGGCGGCGCCGUCGGCGGCGGCGGCAGCGGGAGGAGGGGUUUGGACGGACGUGGAGUGGGAUUCGGUGGCGUGGCGCGGCGGCAUGCGCGAGCGGGGGAGGGGGGACCGCGGAACGGGGGGCGUGGAGAGCACGUCGCUGCCAGUGACGAUGGCGCACGCGGAGCGGCGGCUGCACCAGCUGCUGUUCGCGGACAGGGACUACGAGGACAACGCCGCCCCCGCGCCCAUGCCCGCCGCCGCCGCCGCUUCCGCUGAGGCUGCCGCCGCCCCCACCACAUCUGCGGCGCUCGCGCGUGUGGCUGGCGUGGCGUCUGAUGGGGGGCCGAGCGGUGGUUCGCGUGGCAAUAGCGAGGCGGGCAGUCAGGGUGGCGUGGAGUGUGCACCAGGGAUGCAGCGGGUGCAGCUGACUCGACCGGCCCUGAUGCCCUUGCAUACUCCCCGCCCCUCGCCUCACCCCUUCGCCCAACCUGCCCUCUCCUCCCCACCGCUUUACCCUCCAGCAGCAGCCGCCGCCGCUGCCGCCGCUGCUGCAGCAGCUGCUGUGGCGAGCGGACCGUACUCUCUCUCUCCCACUGGCGCCGCUGCUGCAGCCGUCCCGUCCCUGCCUCCUCACCCUAGCAGGCCUGCCGGCACGCCCGGACUCACAAUCACUGCGCCCAUGGGCUGGGCUGCCUCAGGGCUUUUCUCUCAGGUGGUUUCAACAGAGCCAGGUGGUGAGGAACGUGCAAGUGGCAUGGGGCGGCCGGGGUGUGUGGGAGCAACGGGUGUGGGCAGUGGUGGUGGCGCGUGGGUGGGCGGGCGACUGAUGGGGUCUCGGGCCCCUGCAACAGGAGGAGUGGUGGGCAGGAGGGCGAGGAGAGGCGCGCCGAGUGUCAGCACCGGUUCCCCCGCGCCUGGUCUCUGCAGCAAUGGAGGCAGCAGCAGUGGCGGCGGUGGGAGUGGGAGUGGUGGUGGGAGCGGUGUGAGGGUGAGUGUGCGCAACAGUGUGGAGCGGCAGUACUCGGUGGUGCGGGUGCGGUGUUGGGACCGGCCGAAGCUGUUGUUUGACACGGUGUGCACGCUCACGGACAUGGGCUACAUGGUGCACCACGGCGCCAUCUCCUCGCACCAUGGCUGGGGCCUGCAGGAGUACUACAUACGGCAGAUGGACGGCGGCACUCUGGAGUCAGAGGCGGAGAGGCAGCGAGUCAUCAAGUGUGUCGAGGCAGCCAUUGAGCGCCGCACACCCAAGGGAGUGCAUCUGGAGUUGUGUGUGAGCGACCGAGCGGGUCUGCUAUGCGACGUGACACGCCUCCUGCUCAGCCACAACCUGUCCGUGGCAGCAGCCAACGUGAGCACACGUGGCAGCACGGCAGUGGACGAGUUCAUCGUCACUGACUCGUCCGGCCGCCCUGUGGACGUGCCACAGGUGCUGGCAGCGGUGCGGCAGCACAUGGGUCCGCAGGCGCAAGUCACAGUCAAGGGCGUCACAGAGGGCGACGAGGGGGAGGAUGCGGGGGGGGGAGCGGUGGGGAGCGGAAAGGGCGCGCAUGCGGUGGCUGGUGUUGCAGGCGGUGUGGCAGGGCGGCAUCAUGUGCAGGGGAUGCAUCGCAGCCACAGCUGUGGGUGGCAGUGGGGGAGUGGGGGGGCAGGGAGUGGCACAGGGUCUGGCAGCAGCAGCGGGCUGAGCUUGAGGGACAGGCAGUUGGGAGGAGGGGGCGAGGGAGAGGAGUUUGGGGAGGAUGAGUUUGGGCUGGGGGACGAGGAUGAGGAUGUCGGGUGGGGCGAGGGCGGGGAGAUGUUUGGUGGUGGGCUGGAGAGUGAAGGGGGAGAAGGGGAGGAGCAGGGGGGCGAGUCGUCGUCCAUCUUGGAACCGUUCCAUGCCCAUUCAGAUCGCCUCGUGCACGGCUCCACCUCCUCCCGCAGCAGCGACGAUGCCGCCGCGCCGCCGUUCUCGGCGCGCGACUUCCGCAGCGGCAGUGAGGGAAGCACAAACUGUGCGAUUAGCGCCGGUUUUCACCUUCGCAACUGCAGCAGCGGCGGCCAAAGCAGCCACGUGGCAGAGCUAGCAGAGGUGUUCGAGCUCAUGGAUCGCGACGGCGAUGGGCGAAUCUCGUGCGACGAGCUCGCGGCGCUCCUGCGAACAACCGGCGAGGCAAGCGGGGAGGAAGACACAGAGGCGGCGGUCCGCGCAAUGAUGGCGCAGGCUGACGUGGACGGCGACGGGACCAUCGAUUUCGACGAGUUCGUAAGAGUCAACGCGGCCGCCGCCGCCGACGCCGCUGCGGCCGCCUUGGAUCCGGAAAGCGCGGAAGCAGCGGCUGCGGUGCAGCAGGAGGAACUGCAAUCCGUGUUUGCGUUCUUCGACCGCGACGGUGACGGCGUGAUUACGGCGGAGGAGCUGUGUCGCGUGCUAUGCGCGCUGUGGGGCCCGGGCGAGGACGUGACGAUGGAGGAGUGCGAGCGCAUCGUGCGCGCGGCGGACGGCAACGGCGACGGCGUGGUGGACCUGGAGGAGUUCGCGCGCGUCAUGGCGGGCUCCGCGCUCAUCCCCGCGCCCCUGGCGUGGCCCGCGUAG
Closterium sp. Naga37s-1 is the source of this 3957-nucleotide messenger RNA. The record is from the annotation of a GenBank genome assembly. NCBI's taxonomy places the organism in Eukaryota, Viridiplantae, Streptophyta, Zygnematophyceae, Desmidiales, Closteriaceae.